UCUAACAUAUUUUCCAUAAAGAGCAACAGACUUCUAGAAUCUGUAUGGGACAAAAAGUACAACUCAACACAUUCAUACCCGCAAUUUGAUAAAAUUAUAGCAGAAUAUUAGGGUUUGAAUUGUUAUAUGUAUUCUUCUUUCAAGGAGGCACUAAUUGUACGAAUUACAUAGUUGACUAGGAUUAUAAAGGAAUCCCCAACAACAAAGAAAGUAUAAUAAAAAUUACAAUAAGAAAUUCUUGACUCACACCUACACUCCAUCUAGAGUGGUGUAUAGAUAUGUUUUUAGCCAAACUUGUCAAGGUGAGUCAUUAAAAACCUUUGUGGACACCGCAUGUUAACACAUUUGCAAACGACAUCUCUAAUCUUACAUAUGAAAAAUCGACAAUCUUGAUUUCCAACUUCUCCUUGAUAAAAAUGUCAAUCCACUUCAACAUUUUUCUACGGUCAGGUUGAAUUGAAUUAUUGGCAAUCUCCCAAGCUGCUUUAUUAUCACAAUAAAGUUCCUUUAGUUUAUAAUCAAUUUUGGUGAGCAAAAUCUGAAUUCACAAAAGCUCAAAAUACCAUGAGCCAUCCCCUGAACUUAGCCUCUGCAGGAGAUCGACAUUAUGCUUCUUACUACACCAAGUAACUAGAUUCCACCAACAAAAGUUAAAAAAAAAAAAAAAAAAAAAAUCAUUCAAACAUCGAACACUAAUCAAUUAUGUUACCAACCCAAUCGGCAUAAGUGUACCCUUUAAUCUCCAAAUGUCUAUUCUUCAAGAAAAUUAAACCUCUUCCAGGCGAAGACUUCAAGUAAUCAAAAUCCUCAUCACAGCCACCAUAUGAUCUUCACAACAUAUGCAAUAUCACAAUAAGUAAGAGACAAAUAAACCAACCGACCAACCAACCUUUGUUAUCUCCCUUUAUCCAUUGGAAUUUGUUCUGGAUAUAUAGCUAGAUGAUGAUUCUGAAAAUAUGGGAGUUUUUGCAGACUUACACGCUAACAUACUAGUUUCGAAGAGCAAAUCUAGCAAAUACUUACGUUGGGACAAAUAAAAUUGUAGUAGAAUUGAGACAGGCAAGAGGGUUUUUCGGGAAUUGAGACAGGCAAAAACUUGUUCUAAGACUAAGAUGAAAUUGAAGUAGAAUAUUAGGGUCUGGAUUGGUGUAUGUAUUCUUCUCUCAAUGAGGCAAUAUAUAUACAAACUACAUAGUUCACUAGGGUUCCAAAGAAAUCCCAACUAAUAAGGAAAUUACAAUAAAUGAUUACAAUCAAGGAAAUGCCUGACUCGCGCCAACACAAUCCAACAAGAAAAUAAUCCAUAACUCUUUUUUUAUUUGGGCAUUGCUGGCUGAAAAUUUUAAAUCGCAUAGAAAAUAUAAGAAAACUGUUAGGGAGAUUAUCUUUUCAAUUUUUUUUUUUUUUAAACCAUAUGAUGUUGCAAUAAAGUAAGACUUCAUAAUUAAUUUUUUUUUUUUUUAAAAGAAGGUCAACCAUCAACAACCACGUCAUGUGAUUUACAAAAUGUAGUUUAAGAAUAUGGUUUAUCUAGCAUUACCCAAAAUAUAUCAAAAAAAAAAAAAACAAUAUCUGUUCAAAGUUCAACGCCUAGAAUUAGUUCUGAGCCACGUUUUUCUUUAGUUUUUGGACAAAUAUUUUCAAUUUCUCAAAUUUAUUUUGACUUCUGCAACUCGUGUCGGCGAGAAGCCUUUUCUUAUUCAUCACCCAGAUGUAUUAAUUCCCAUGAUUUAUAUAUAGUCAUCUAAUUUCAAACUAAAUAGAAACAAAGUUUCUAUAUUUGUUUGACAUUGAUAUAACUUCAAGAACUGAAUUAUCAGCCAUGGAAAAGCAAAGGUCUGUCUCCGUCGUUUUGUUUCUUCAUGCAGCACUACUGAUCUCAACUUGUUUUGGAAGCAAAUCCUGGCCUGCAAAAAAACAAGUUGCCUUGUUCAUCUUCGGAGACUCUUACUUAGAUUCUGGCAACAACAACUACAUCAACACUACAACUCUCGACCAAGCAAAUUUCUGGCCAUAUGGAGAAACCUACUUCAAGUUCCCAACUGGAAGAUUCUCCGACGGACGUUUGAUGUCAGACUUUAUUGCUGAGUACGCUCACCUGCCAUUUGUUCCACCCUUUCUUCAACCGGGAUUUCGCCAAUAUUAUGGUGGCGCGAAUUUCGCAUCUGCCGGAGCUGGAGCUCUGGUGGAGACUUUUCAAGGCGAGGUCAUUAACCUUAAAACACAACUGAAGUAUUACAAGAAGGUAGAGACCUGGUUCAGACACAAGUUAGGUGAUGUUGAAGCCAAAGUGACAAUUUCAAGAGGCAUCUACUUGUUCAACAUUGGAACCAACGAUUACAUAAGCCCUUUCCUAACCAACUCUCCCAUGUUAAAGUCCUACUCUCACUCACGAUACGUCGAAAUGGUUAUCGGCAACUUGACGAGCGUCAUCCAAGAAAUUUAUUCAGGAGGGGGGAGGAAAUUUGGGUUCAUCAAUUUGCUGGACUCGGGUUGUCUUCCGGGGGUCAGAAUAAUCAAGCCUGAAAAUAAUGGUAGCUGCUUAAAGGAGGUUUCGUCACUUGCCAAAUUACAUAACAAAGCUCUCUCCGAACUCCUCAUUCAACGGAACCAGUUGGAGGGUUUCAAAUAUUCACUCUACGACUUAAACAGCAAUCUUAGACAGAGAAUCAGGCAUCCCUCUAAAUAUGGUUUUAAGGAAGGGAAAACAGCAUGUUGCGGAACAGGUCAGUUUAGAGGAGUAUUUAGCUGUGGAGGGAAAAGAACAGUGAAGAAGUUUGAGUUGUGUGAGGAUCCAAAUGAAUAUGUGUUCUGGGACUCUUUGCAUCUCACUGAAAAGGUCUACAAGCAAUUUGCUAAUGAAAUGUGGAGUGGCCGGCCAUUGAACUCCAAGUCCACGACAAGUCAUUACAGUCUCAAGGAUCUCUUCCAAGACUUAGACCAACAAACAUUCGAAUUAUCUAGCAAACAAAUUAAUAUGGCAAAUACAAGCUUCCAAGUCUCUUGUGUCCUUGUCUUUUGUAUGUGCCUCGGCCUUCUCAUCACAGCACAAAGCCGCGGCCAAUUUGGGUUUGAAAAACCUGUACCCGUUUUCUUCUUUGGAGAUUCAUUUUUUGAUGCUGGAAAUAAUAACUACAUCAACACUACUUUUCGGGCAAAUUACUGGCCAUAUGGUGAAACCUUCUUCAAGAACCCAACCGGAAGAUUUUCCGAUGGUCGACUAAUUUCAGAUUUUAUUGCUGAGUAUGCAGAGUUGCCAUUUAUCCCACCGUAUCUACAACCUGGUAAUGAUCAAUUUACAUAUGGUGCAAACUUUGCAUCUGCAGGAUCUGGUGCUUUGGUCGAAACAAGCCAAGGUUUGGUGAUAGAUCUUCAUUCUCAACUCUCAUAUUUCAAGAGCGUUAGGAAGUCGUUGAACCGGAAACUAGGGGAUGAACAAACCAAGACCCUGCUAUCAAGAGCUGUUUACUUGUUUAACGUCGGAGGCAACGAUUACAUUUUCCCUUUCGAGAAAAACUCCAGUGUGCUCGGACCCCACCCUCAUGAGGAAUUUGUUGGCCUUGUGAUAGGAAAUAUCACUGCAGUGAUCAAAGAAAUAUAUAGAGAAGGAGGAAGGAAUUUUGGGUUUCUUGGUCUUGAUCCUCUUGCUUGUUUACCAUAUUCAAGAGCAGUUGUUGAGGGACAAAAUCGUGGUGGCUGCUUUGACAAAAUCACACCAUACGUAAAACUACACAACAAAUUACUUCCCAAACUCCUACAGAAGCUAGAGAGAGAACUCAAGGGAUUCAGAUUCUCACUUUCCCAAAUCUAUGAGUUUCUGACAGAAAGAAUAAAUCACCCCUCUAAAUAUGGUUUUGAGGAAGGGAAAGUGGCUUGCUGUGGAAGUGGUCCGUAUCGAGGAAUUUAUAGCUGUGGAGGCAAGAGAGGAACCAAAGAGUAUGACCUGUGUAAGAAUGUCAGUGAAUAUGUCUACUUUGACUCUGGUCAUCCAACUGAAAGGAUCUUUCAACAGAUUGCCGACCAAUUCUGGAACGGAACUCCCAACUCUACCGUGUCUUACAAUUUGAAAACACUAUUUGAAAUUAAGUAUUAAGUAAAUUAAAUCUUCUAACUGGAUGUUAUAAUAUAAGGAAAACUAAUGAAAAUACCUUGAAAUUUUUGAGUUUUAACGACAAGGAGUCAAUGGUACCAUGAUUGACGUUUUAUUGUAGAAAUAUGGUUUUUCGUUAAAGUGAACAAUACCGGUAAUAUUUCGUUAAAAUUCUCUAGAAUAUAAUCAUUUUUUAAUUUUUUUGUAUUUUAUUUUAUAGUUCAAUUUUUACUUUUAGACCUUAUCGAGCCAUGAAUUUUUGCCCACAAUGUAACGAGAAAUGUUGGCUCACAUAUAAUGUAAUCGCAUCUGUGUUUA
Molecule: messenger RNA, 4408 nt
Organism: Pyrus x bretschneideri (Chinese white pear)
Lineage: Eukaryota; Viridiplantae; Streptophyta; Magnoliopsida; Rosales; Rosaceae
Molecular function (GO): hydrolase activity, acting on ester bonds
Source: RefSeq, a predicted model, not a curated record